UACCGUGGUUGAAAUGAUCAACAAAGAAAGUAAAACUCCCCAAUCCAUUCAGGGUCAAUAGUUCUCAAAUAUUGAAGUUGACGGUUACCUAACUUGUCAACAUGCGAGGUCAAGCGUGUUGUGUGUCUGACAAGGCAGUUUGUCAGAACUAAAAACAGGGGGAGGUCCCCUCAUGAUCAGUGUCGACAUGUCCACCACCACUCAUGCUGAUUUCAAUUUAACACGACACCAUGCCAUUCUGUGAAACCCCUAAAGGUUGUGUGAAAUUUCCUCAUUCCACCCUGUAAAUUCUUUUGAACUAUGAUGUCAUUCUGCAACCGCGUUAUAUGUUGAACCCAUGAAUGUCACGAGACCGUUAACGUUGCUACUUCGCAAAAAUUGUUGUUGUUACAUCAUACCCGUAGGACGACUUACUAUUGCGCAACUGAUUCAAUACAUUGCUAUAGCGAUACGCGCAGCCGGCCGGUAGAUGCGGAAGUAGCCUAUUCAGUGUUUCGUACUUCAACAGUAAAGACUUGGUAGGUACGGACGUUAACCUAGGGCCUGGUCACAUUUGUCUCCGGACAGUACUAGUCUUGCAGAAUUUAGCUGUCUUUAAUAUAGAUUCUUGUCGGUGGGUUCUGUCACAGCCAGCUUGAAAAUAAUACAACAUCAAAAUCGAAGGACGCGCCAACGUUGCAGCUGGACAGGAAAACGUCUAGACCUACUACUACUCCCAUCGCUUGCAUGGUCGUCUUUUUUUCUACAAGGUCGCCGCACAAUGGAGAGAACCACCCAGACCCCCCGACAGCAGCGCAGGUUGACGCUAUGUUUCGGCUGGGAAGUUUCUGUCACAGUAGCCAACGUCAUCUUUGCCUUCCUUAAUGUAGCUGGGCAGGUGACACAGAACAUCUCCCUGCCCCUGUGGAUAGACGCCGCCACCCCAGGCGGGCCCAACACCACGGCAAACGGCACGGCGCAAAACGACACGUCGGCACCUCACAUCGUCCCCUACUUUGUCUUCUCCUUCGCCAGCUUCUCCUUUGUCGUUAUCUUCGGCACGUGUCUAGCAGGAGCUUUCCUCCUGGGACACAUCACAGAGACGGACCUGAAGUUCCCCCACACCCUGCUGUUCCUAGUGGGGCUGUUCGACGCCUUGAACGGAGUGUUGGUAGUGAACGCGUCCAGCGGCACCAGGACGGCUCCGUACCUACAGGCCAUCCUCGGCAACUUCACCAUCCCCAUCACAAUAUUGCUCAGACUCCUGAUUCUGCGGAAGAAGCCCACAGCGCGGAAGUUCACCUGCUCCAUGCUGGUCCUGGUGUCCCUCUUCAUCUGCCUCCUACCGAAGAUGAUCCCGGCCCUGGGCGCCGACACGGCACCGGGAGCCAAAGGGGCCGCCGGCGCGCUGUGGCCGCUCUGCUUCAUGAUCGGCUUCGUGCCGGCGGCUGUGAUGAACGUGAUUGAGGAGAAGGUGAUGAAGAUGACGCCGGGAGCACGCCGGGAGCAGAUCAGCCUCAUCUGGUUCCUCUUCUGGGAGUCCGUGUACCAGUUCUUGUGCGCAGCCGCGCUCUUCUGGACCGACAUCAUCCCCGGAUUCGGUAACAGCGCAGACAUCCACGACUUCGGGGAAAACGUUGCUUUUGGGUUUCUCUGCUUCUUCGGAGGGCGGGGCUGCACCAGUCAACCCGGCUCCAGAGGAACCCUCUUCAUCCUGGGGUACGCCGUCAGCUACAUCGGCGGGGGACUGUUACUGCGGCACGCGGAGGGCGCCACGCUGCUCGCCCUGGUCACGUCCCUUGUGACACCGCUAGGGUUCCUCUUCUGGACCCUGUUUGAAGAGGACCCGUUCCACUUCCACUUCAACACCGGCAACGCCACCUGGUUCUCUCUAGGCGGACUGGUCCUUAUGGUCCCCGCCAUCUUCUUCUACAACACAGGACCAUCAGAACGCUCCAUCGAUGUCAGCACACAGAAGACGGACCCAGAGAGGGCACCUCUUAUCUCCUCACAUGUCCAAUAUACUACUUAACCUAGAGGGGAGAAAAGAAAGUUGCACUCAUAGCCUUCAUUCUAAAAAGUCUUCAAUGCGCCACGAUAGCAUAUAUCAGUAUCCAUAUUGAAAAUCCACCUCGGUAGGCAAGAACACAUAAAGUUCAAGUGCGGGUAUUCCAUUCUGUGAGCAAGUCAUGAUACCUUGAUGGGAUCUAAAUCGGUCAGCACAGGAGUGCCACCUCGCAGGUUGCUGUAAAACUACAGGGGCGAUUCCCGAUGACGUGAUCAGCACCAAGGACAUAACCCAUGUCUAUUCUUCGUGGAUAUCUAUGUUGCCUUAUACAAAUUAUAACACUAUUAACAGUAGCUACAUUUACAUACAUUAGUUUGCUCGCGGCUAACAAUAUUGCAUUACUUUAAGGCUGGGAGUGAAAGAAAAAUAUUUGACCCCAACCCAUCAUGCACAGCUUCUCGAGUUGUACAUAUACACUGCCCACUGCAGCUUUCAGGAAAAGACCAGGUAAACCAUUUUUAAACUUCACCUUUGUUUUUUAAACAGGUACUCACAUACUAAAUACCAAAAAAUGAAGCCUCUUAUUUAAAAUCUUCAAAUUUUAUUACACCAGAUGUGACGCAUGACCCAUGCUAGGCAUGCUGUGAAAAUAACUUUGUACGUUUCCAACACUCUUACUGUAAAACAAUGUCAUCUCCAUCAGAACUUUCAAAGAAAGUGUAAACAACAAAACAAAAUAUUGAUAUGAUAGCAAAGAACACUGUGUACUUGAAUGAAUGUAACAUCAAAAAUUAAUAUUGCUGACAUAUCAAUUCUGACCAGUAUUUCCUUGAAUACUUUCAUGUUGGUACUGAAU
Messenger RNA from Branchiostoma belcheri (Belcher's lancelet), 2843 nucleotides. RefSeq lists its product as uncharacterized. The transcript is spliced from 8 exons. The record is from RefSeq and is a predicted model, not a curated record. Lineage: Eukaryota; Metazoa; Chordata; Leptocardii; Amphioxiformes; Branchiostomatidae. The coding region runs from base 761 to 2011 and encodes 416 amino acids.